GUGCUCUCCCGUCUUGACCAACCCGGGCCCAUCGCGACAACUCUCCGAAGACCGUCAUUGUCGUUAGUUCGUCGAUAAAUACUUGAUUUUGAUAAAGAGGCUCUGAUACACCUCCUCCAAGACUUCGUUUCAGAUCAUCUGCGCUCCUGGCGCCGCGUUCUCUACCUCUAUCAUGGAGAUCCAGGAGACUCAGCGUCUCCUUUCGGAGUAUCUCCAUGAACUUGCAAACCUAUUUCAUCGCGUUCCAGGCUCCGCAAUCUUUCUUCGCUACGUAAAGUCCAGCUAUCAGAAUGAUCCUAUUCGUUCUGCAGUUGAGCUGUUUCUUUUCCUGUUUGCGGUCCGCUAUUUGCUCGCUCCCAAGUAUUCGACUAAGCCUGGAGUGGUUCAACUCUCUGAGGAUGAGAUUGAUGACUUGGUAGAUGAGUGGACUCCAGAACCGCUAGUCGGAAAACCAACAGCUUUAGAGGAGAUGGAGGUGGAUAAGAGGACGGUAAUUGUCGGCCCCGUCGGUCCCAAAUCGAAAUUGGCCAAUGGCCGAACAGUCGUUAACCUUGGCUCCUACAACUUUUACAACUUCAAUACCAAUGAAUCGCUGAAAGAGAAGGCCAUCCAGACGCUCCGUAAUUAUGGCGUCGGUCCUUGCGGGCCCCGAGGAUUCUACGGCACCCAAGAUGUUCAUUUGAAGACGGAAGCGGAUGUUGCCUCAUUUCUGGGCACCGCAUCUUGUAUCAUUUACUCCCAGGCUUUUUCCACCAUUUCGAGUGUUAUUCCCGCAUUCUCCAAGCGUGGAGAUAUUAUUGUUGCAGAUAAGGGCGUCAACUUCGCUAUCCGGAAAGGAAUUCAGAUCUCUCGUAGUAUGGUUCGGUGGUAUGAGCAUAACGACAUGGAAGAUCUGGAGAGGGUUCUUGCCAAAGUCACUAAAGAACAAGCGAGAAAGCCACUCACGAGACGCUUCAUCAUCACGGAAGGCUUGUUUGAAUCGUACGGUGACAUGGUAGACUUGCCCAAGAUCAUUGAACUUAAACUGAAGUACAAGUUCCGACUUAUCCUCGAUGAGUCCUGGUCGUUUGGUGUCCUCGGUAGGACCGGCCGUGGCGUGACAGAGCACCAAAACGUGGAUGCAGCUGAGGUUGAUAUGAUUGUGGGCUCGCUGGCCGGCCCAUUGGUUGCGGGCGGAGGCUUCUGCGCUGGAUCGGAAGAGAUCGUUCACCACCAGCGCAUUUCUGCCGCCGCUUAUACGUUCUCGGCAGCGCUGCCUGCCCUUCUAUCGACAACCGCUAGCGCCACAAUCAAUAUCCUUCAGAACAGCCCCGAAACAAUAUCACAGCUGCGGGAGCAUACCAAGACCAUGUGGGCACAGCUAGACCCCCGUAGUGACUGGGUACACUGUAUCAGUGCGCCCGAAAAUCCUAUCAUGAUCCUGGUUCUCAAGCCUGACGUGAUUGCGGCUAAGAGGUUGUCAGUUGAAGACCAACACUUUCUGCUGCAAGAUGUGGUGGAUGAGUGCCUUGCAAAUGGUGUCCUCAUCACCCGCCUCAAAACCCUAUUAGACAACUUUGAACCGAAGCAGGUCGUUUAUCCAGCACUGAAAGUAUGCGUUACGAUCGGUUUGACGAAGAAGGAGAUUGAAAAAGCUGGAACCACUAUCCGUCACGCUAUAACGAAAGUUCUAAGCAAAAAGAAGUAGCCCUUGCGAUUGCAGCUUUCCAAAAAGGAUUCGGGCACGAAAAUUUGAUGCCCUCAUCGUUUCAUUACGCCAUGCCUUGUUUAUCCCAUUCACACCUUGUAAACCUUUUUUCUACACUGGUUUUGUACAGCAUAGCUUUCAACUGGACAGUCUGCGUGCUAUAAAUGGGUUCAGAGACCUUGGGGAGGUACCAUGCAAGUGAUAGCUCUUAUCAUCCUGCCGAAAUAUCUUCCCCGAAUCUUGGACCUUUGCUAAUGUUUUCUUUUUCUCAUUCCUUUGAGAGUAUCUGUCUCAGCAUGGCAGGCCAUUAUUAGAUUUUACCCUGUUAUAAUAUUAAUUACAUUCUUAUCAGUUUAUUCAUUUCUUCCCCUUGACUUUCUUCUCAAAUCCUGCGUUUCUUCACCAACAAUACAGAGGCUAUGCAAUACAGAGACUAUGUGGAUGUUUCACAUCCUCAUAGGCUGGGAAUUUUCUCCACGCCUAGAACCCUCCGAUACCUGUGCCAAUGGGUGGACUUGAGCAUUCCUGAAGCAUACCCCCGCGGGGUUAGAUUCACUUAGGGCAAGGGGUCAGCAUUCCAGGGAUCGAGAGCUUAUUGCAUUCCUUUCCAAGUCGGGAAUGAGGCGAUGGUCCCUAGACUAGAACAUGGAAUGGAGUUCAA
This is a messenger RNA of Aspergillus alliaceus, 2348 nucleotides long. RefSeq names its product serine C-palmitoyltransferase subunit lcbA (gene lcbA). Gene Ontology annotation, cellular component: endoplasmic reticulum. Gene Ontology annotation, molecular function: serine C-palmitoyltransferase activity; pyridoxal phosphate binding. The record is from RefSeq and is a predicted model, not a curated record. Bases 173 to 1687 code for a protein of 504 amino acids. Lineage: Eukaryota; Fungi; Ascomycota; Eurotiomycetes; Eurotiales; Aspergillaceae. The transcript is spliced from 4 exons. Gene Ontology annotation, biological process: sphingosine biosynthetic process; ceramide biosynthetic process.